This is a messenger RNA of Vanessa atalanta (red admiral), 2840 nucleotides long. It is a transcript of the gene Sec5, whose product is annotated as exocyst complex component 2. The transcript is spliced from 17 exons. Gene Ontology annotation, cellular component: exocyst. Gene Ontology annotation, biological process: Golgi to plasma membrane transport; exocytosis. Lineage: Eukaryota; Metazoa; Arthropoda; Insecta; Lepidoptera; Nymphalidae. The record is from RefSeq and is a predicted model, not a curated record. The coding region runs from base 126 to 2777 and encodes 883 amino acids.
UUUGAUUGAUAACAAAUAUCAAAAAUUGGUAGUGUUUAUAUUUAAAUAAUUCAUGAAAUUGUUCAAGGAAUAUAAUAUUCAAGAGGCUUAUUAAUUAGAUAAGUACUUACUUUGUAUUUGUAAGUAUGGGUCCACCACCUGUAGUUACUGGUAUUUCUCCAAAAGAAGGACCUCCAGGAACUAGAGUGACUAUUAGGGGGGAGUUUUUAGGUACUACUGCUACAGAUUUAAUAGGAUUGAAGAUUUGUGGAUGCGAGUGCCUGCUUUCAGCAGAAUGGAAAAGUAAAAAUAAGAUAGUAGCAAGAUCUGGUCCCUGUAAGGGUCGUGGUGAUAUAAUAGUUACCACCAAGUCUGGUGGAGAGGGAACAUCCACUGUCCAGUUUAGAGGGUACCACGAAUCAAUAGGUCCAGUAAAGGAAAGUGCAGUAUGGGUAGAAGAAGCAGCUCCCCCGUCUUUACCUUGGGGAAGGAGACCAAUGUCACCCACAGCAUACACCCCUCCUGACCCACUUGGCCUAUCAACCGAAGGGGAUGAUUGUAAAUUUCCAGAGGAAGAGCUGCAUGAGCUAUUUCCAGACAGUUCAGGAAAACUUUGUGAUGAAAAUUUUCAACCGGGCUGGUAUCUUCUUGAACAUCACAGUAAUACAUCUUUUGAGGAUUUAAAAGCAGGGAUGGUGUUCUUGCAGAGAAAGGUUGAAGGUCAAAAAGAAGGGCAGCUAAGCUUCCUUAAGGCCAACACUGGAGCAGUUAUGGAUCAAUUAGAUAGACUUGUUUUGUUGAAGAAUAUGUAUGAAGACGAUCAAAGAAAAAAUGGCAAGGAACCUUUGCCCAGCUUACAAGCAGCAAUUGAAGAAUCAAUAACUCUCGCUGAUUCUCUGUUCUCUGAGAUUCUGUCGCGUAAGGAGAACGCUGAUAAGACUCGUGAGGCACUAUCCCUUCUCACGAGACAUAAGUUCCUCUUCCAAUUGCCGGCGUCUAUCGACAAGAACAUACGGAAGAAGGAAUACGACUUGGUAGUUAAUGACUAUACGAGGGUGAAAAAUUUAUUCGGUAAUACUGAUGUUAAGCUUUUUCAAAAAAUACUCGAUGAAAUUGAUAAGAAAAUAGAAGAUUUGAAAGAGAACUUACACACCAGAAUGAAAACAAUGCCCAUAAAUGUCCAAGAGCAAACCAAAUAUAUCAGAUUACUGAUAAGCUUGAACUGGGAGGGCGACGCCGCUUGGAUCGCAAUCACCACUCGCAAGGAUUAUCUCAUGAACCUACUGAAUAAAGUAAAGGACCACUUCAAACAGAAGGAAGAACAGGAAUUGGGAGACAAGAGCAGACGCAAGGCGAAGGAGGGCGAGGGCGAGGGCUCGUGGAGCGCGGUGCGCGCGGGCGCGUGCGCGGCGGCGUGCGGCGCGCUGGCGGCCGAGCUGCACGCGCUGUGGCCGCUCGCGCGCCGCUACUUCGCGGGGGAGCUGGCCGGCGCGCCCGCCGACCCGCAGCGCCACGCCGACCUCAAGGAGAUGAUAACGUCGGCGGUGCAGCUGUUCUCGACGCACGUGCGCGCGUGCGUGCUGUCGGGCGGCGCGGCGGCGGGCGCCGACACGCUGCGCGCGCGCCUGCUGGCCAACCUGCGCAGCCUGCGGGAGGCCUACGAGUCGCUGCUCAAGCUCGAUCUGCCCUCGCAGCCACUGAGUGUUGUAGAGAAAAUUAUUUUCGACUACCGCGUGCACGGAAUGACUGUGUUCCUGCAGCGAGCGCACAAGAGAGUGAAAGGACUCGUAGAGAAGGAGACUUGGAAGAUCCAGGAGUUUUCCGAAUACGGUGCCAUCACCGAUCUGCCGCAUUUGCUCGAGACAUACUUAAUCGACGCGUUAUCUUCGAUACACAAGUGCGUGUUCACGAGCGGCAGGCGAGAGACGGCGCUGCUGAUCGAAGGAAGUGAACCAUUAAAUAUUCUGCAAAAACACACGCAACAGAUCCUGUUAGCUUUUGUUAGUGUUUUACAAGAGCUCGCCUUACAACACGACGAUCAGGACUUCAACAACACGAGCCUGUCGGUGGCGCUGGACCAGCCGCUGGUGGCGGGCGGCGCGGGCGGCGCGGGGGGCGCGGGCGGCGCGGGCGAGGCGCGCGCGCGCUCGUGGCAGCAGCGCCUGCUCAUCGCCGCCGCCAACGCCGCCUACGCGCGCCGCGUCACCCUGCCGCGCGUCGCCGCCGCCUUCGACAGUUUCGAAUUUCCAACCCCAGUUAUCGCUCUACAAACUACGAAAGAUGCGCUCAGUAAUCUCGAAUCGAGUAUUGCAGAGACGUACCUGGAGCACAAGGGGGACCCGCUCGUGGGCACGAUAGAGCCCAGCAUGUACAUGGGCCGACACAAGAUAGACCCAGAUGCAAUCGUGGACGACGCAAGGCCUUAUGUCUAUGAGAUUAUAAACAACUUGAUUGCUGUUCACGCUGAAGUGGACAGCAUCUGCGGCGCGGCGUGCUCGCGCUACGUGAGCGACAUCUGUGAGACGGUGUGCGAGGAGGUGUCGCGCCUCGUGGCGAGCGCGCCGCCGCCCGCGCGCGCACCCGCCUUCCGCGCGCGCCUCGAGGCCACGCUGCUGCGCCUCGCCACCGCCGCGCAUCUCACGCGGAAGGCCGAAAAUUAUCUCGCCGAGACUAUAGCUAGUAUUCCACCUCUAGAAACUGAAGAAGAAAAAAAACGCAUGGACACGUUAAUACAAGAUUUUAAAAAGCGAAUGGAACUACAACUGGCCAGUCUCAACUGCAACAUGGAAACUGUUUAAAGUAAGCUAUUUUAUUAAGCACGCUAUUUAUGUUUUUUUUAGAAAUGUUAUCAUAUAUCAGUA